Symbiodinium sp. CCMP2456 is the source of this 429-nucleotide messenger RNA. The record is from the annotation of a GenBank genome assembly. NCBI's taxonomy places the organism in Eukaryota, Dinophyceae, Suessiales, Symbiodiniaceae.
ACAAAGCUGCAUGAGCAGAGAAUCGGGAUGCCCUUUCUUUCGACAGCCUUUGUGAGCUACUCUUGGGUGUUCCUGCCUCCCGUCGUGCACAGUGCUGUUGACCUGGCCGAGCUUUCGGCCUUGGUCGCCGCAGAUGCCGCGAAGGCGCUGGCAACCCUCCGCCAUGGGCCUGAGGAGCCAGGGCGAUCUCUUCGCGUUCUCGACUGUGAGGGCCCACGCUUCGAUCCCCGCUGGGCAUUGCUACGAGACCUGGCGAGGCACGAGUUGCCCAUUCAGUCGCUUCGCUCCCUGCGUCGCCUCCGAGGCUGGACCGACGAGGGGGCCCGUGACGAUGCUGGCAUCCCGCCCCUGAGCCUCCAGCUACGGGCACUGGCGACACUGAUGCAUGACCACUGCUUGGGAGUGGCAUUUCAGCGCGUCGUGGAAUGG